AUGUCUACAGGAACCUGGCAGACGGGGAUGCCUGAAUCCCCUACUAGCUCUCCAGAGCUCCAACCUACAUCUGACCUCCCAGUCGACAAGUUCGGCAAUACAAUCAAAGAUGGCGACAACCUUGAUCUAAACCAGGGCGAGGACGGUAGCGAGGAAUCCGAAUCUGAGCCAGAAGAGGCCCCAAAGAAGUCAAUCCUCAAGAACAAGAAGGGCGCCGAAGCUCCACCAGAACCGCCAAAGCCCGAGCUACCACCUCAACGGGAUCCUACCACAAUAGACUUUACUACUUUGGACCCUCUCCAUCCCGAAAUUAUUGCCCGUCAGGCUACUAUCAACAUUGGUACAAUUGGACACGUCGCUCACGGAAAGUCUACCGUCGUCAAGGCUAUCUCCGGUGUCCAGACUGUCAGAUUUAAGAACGAAUUGGAAAGAAAUAUUACUAUCAAGCUAGGUUAUGCCAAUGCCAAAAUCUACAAGUGUAACAACCCCGCUUGCCCGAGACCUACUUCCUACAAGUCCUUCAAGAGCGACAAAGAAGUCGAUCCGAAAUGUGAACGGCCCGGCUGCGAAGGUUCCUAUCAACUGCUUCGUCAUGUUUCCUUCGUCGACUGCCCUGGUCACGACAUUCUCAUGAGUACCAUGUUGUCUGGUGCCGCCGUCAUGGACGCCGCUCUUCUCCUUAUUGCCGGGAACGAAGUCUGCCCUCAACCCCAGACUUCUGAGCAUUUGGCCGCCAUCGAAAUCAUGAAGUUGAAACACAUCAUCAUUCUCCAGAACAAGGUCGAUCUCAUGAAGGAAGCUCAAGCCGAGGACCAUUACCAAUCGAUCCUCAAAUUCGUUCGAGGAACCGUCGCCGAUGGCGCUCCAAUUAUUCCAAUCUCCGCCCAGCUCAAGUACAACAUCGACGCUAUCAACUACCACAUCGUCUCCAAGAUCCCAGUUCCAGUCCGUGACUUCACUGCCGUCCCACACAUGAUCGUUAUCCGUUCCUUCGACGUCAACAAACCAGGUGCUGAGAUUGAGGAACUCAAGGGUGGUGUCGCUGGUGGUUCCAUCCUUACUGGUGUUCUGAAAGUCGGCGACGAAAUCGAAAUAAGACCCGGUCUCGUCUCUCGUGCUGACGGCAAGAUCAGCUGUACUCCAAUCUAUUCUCGCAUUGUCUCCCUUUACACUGAAAACAACGAUCUCAAAUACGCCGUUCCCGGUGGUCUCAUCGGUGUUGGUACCCGUGUCGACCCCACAAUUUGCCGUGCCGAUCGUCUAGUUGGUUUCGUUCUCGGCCUUCGCGGCCAAUUGCCUAAUAUCUACAUCGAACUCGAAGUCAACUACUUCCUUCUCCGUCGGUUGUUGGGUGUCAAGACUGCUGAUGGAAAGCAGGCUAAGGUUACUAAGUUAGUUAAGGGUGAGGUUUUGAUGGUUAACAUUGGGUCUACAGCUACAGGAGCAAAGGUGAUGAACGUUAAGGCCGACGCCGCCAAGCUCGUUCUUACUGGACCUGCUUGUACCCAAGAUGGAGAGAAGAUUGCGCUGAGCCGAAGAAUCGAUAAGCAUUGGCGUUUGAUUGGUUGGGCUAAUAUCGUCACUGGUGCCACUUUGGACCUCCCACCAGCCCCAGCUGUCCCGGCAUAA
Molecule: messenger RNA, 1629 nt
Organism: Orbilia oligospora ATCC 24927
Lineage: Eukaryota; Fungi; Ascomycota; Orbiliomycetes; Orbiliales; Orbiliaceae
Exons: 3
Coding region: 1-1629 (542 amino acids)
Biological process (GO): positive regulation of translational fidelity; formation of translation preinitiation complex
Cellular component (GO): eukaryotic translation initiation factor 2 complex; cytosol
Molecular function (GO): GTP binding; GTPase activity; tRNA binding
Source: RefSeq, a predicted model, not a curated record